Molecule: messenger RNA, 2690 nt
Organism: Mytilus trossulus (common blue mussel)
Lineage: Eukaryota; Metazoa; Mollusca; Bivalvia; Mytilida; Mytilidae
Exons: 2
Coding region: 1-1986 (661 amino acids)
Source: RefSeq, a predicted model, not a curated record
AUGAAACAAUUUGUUAUAGAAGAGACCCCUUCUGCACACCUGCAGCAAAACAAUCCUACGUUAGAGAUAACCAGAUUUCUCCUUCGCAAGGACUUGCUGUUCUCCCGGCUUACAAGCUUUAACGACCAGGCUGAAUCCUUUCAUACAUGGAAAGCCAGCUUUAAAAACGUUAUAGACGAACUACAAGUUUCAGACUCGGAACAGAUAGACCUACUUAUUAAAUGGCUUGGACCAGAGUCCGGAAAACAUGCCAUGAGUAUAAGGGCAUCAAAUGCCAACAACCCAACAAGAGGCUUACACAGACUAUUGGAAAGACUGGACGAUCGAUAUGGUGCUCCAAUAAUGUUGCAGACGUCUCUCGUCAACAAACUUGACAACUUUCCAACACUGACAAAUAAAGACAACUCACUCUUGUACGAUUUGUCAGAUAUCAUUUCAGAAAUCGAAUAUCACAAAGAAAAUCCCAAGCUGGGAUGUUUGCUAGCUUACUUCGACUCUUCCAGGGGCGUAAAUCCUAUUGUGGAAAAACUGCCAUACGGACUCCAAGAAAAGUGGAUAACAAGGGCUUCAAGAUACAAGUCUAAAUAUGAAGUUGCAUUUCCACCCUUCACAGAAUUCUCUGACUUCAUCAGGGAAAUCAGCAAAAUAAAGAACGAUCCUGGAUUCAUUUUCGGGUCAAAAGUCACACCAAGUACAAAAGGUGCUGCGCCAAGGUUCACACCUCAGCCUGGAACAAAAAUCAACGUUCACAAGACAGCGGUCGAACACGGAUCUGGAGAGACUGCACAGCAAAACAAUCUGUGCAUAAUACACAAUACCGAACAUUCGCUAAAUGAAUGUCAUGGGUUCAGAGCUAAAACUAUAGAGGAACGCAAGGACCUAUUGAGGCAAAAUAAUCUUUGUUACAAAUGCUGUGAUUCGACUAUGCACAGAAGUCGUGAUUGCAACGUGAGUAUCAGUGGCAAUGAAUGCGGAAGUAAGCAACACACCACCGCAUUACACACAAAUCGAGUGUACCAACCCAUAGGUGCACCGCCUAGAUCAGUCGACGGCGGGGAGCAACUUGAGCUAGCUGAAACCAAGCUAACCUCUGUUAGUUCAACUUGCACAGAUAUCUCCAAAGACGGCAGUAUUAGUAAAUCUUGUGCCAAGAUACUUCCUGUGAAUGUCUUUCACAAAAAUAAUCAGGACAAAGUAAUUCGCAUGUAUGCAAUUAUUGACGACCAAAGCAAUCGGUCUCUUGUGGCUCCUGAAUUCUUCAGCCUAUUCAACGUACAGACAGAAACAAAAGACUAUUUGUUAUCCACAUGCUCUGGCAGCAAGGUUACUUCCGGUAAACGAGGAAACGGCUUUGUCGGGAAGUCCGUACAACACAAUACUAGAUUCAAUCUGCCUGAACUGAUUGAAUGCGAUAACAUUCCCAAUAAUCGGAACGAAAUUGCUACACCUGAGGAUAUAUUGCAAUAUCAACACUUGCAAGAACUACAAAAACAUAUUCUCCCAAUUGAUGAGAAAUGCAAAAUCCUAUUGCUCAUUGGAAGAGACCUUAUAGAGGCACAUCAUGUCCUCGGUCAACGUCUAGGACCACCAAAGGCUCCAUUUGCGCAAAAGUUAAACCUGGGUUGGAUUAUCGUUGGAGAAAUACGCUCCGAUAAGCAACAUAUUCACCUUGAACUCACUACAAAGGAAACAAAUCCAACUUGCAGUACAAGUGUUGUGAAACCACAUACAAAGAAAUUACCUGAGUGUAAUAAAACCAACACCCAGUCAAAUGAAAUUCAAACUGAGUCGUUUAAACAUUAUCCCCGUUUACAUGGGCAACCGAAAACGAAAUCAGCGACUCCAAUCGCCAGCUUUGCAGAAGCCGAAAAGUUCACUUCGGAAGCAACGCCACCAAAAGUGAAUGCCAACAAAGAAAAGUACAUAAGAAAACAUUCAAUUCCCAAGGAAAGCUUCAAUUCGUCUUUGAAUACGCUAGGACAAUAGGAAAGCAGCAUAGACAAUUCCAACUUAAGUCACAGAGAAAAGGAACAUGGUACUGGAUGGUCUACUGUAUGCCGUAAACGUAAAGGAAAGCGUCCGUCCCGCAAGACGUCCUCGUUUGAUCGCACAUCCGUUUUGAAAGGAGAUGUUUCCAUCAGAACUACAGCCAUGGAGUUGGAUCUUAGAUCGCCGCCAUCUCGUCGGAAACACCGCCUUAUCUAGGAUAGAAGCUGUGAAAUACCCAGCCUCCCGUAGGAAUACUUCUAAGUGAAUAUGUGUACUGUUGUUAUAUAUUUAACAUUUAUUUGUUUUCGAUAAUGGAAUAGUGAUGUCAGAUAGACCUCAGACGGGGAGUGUUCUGAAAUUAAUUCAUCAUUUAUUCUACAUGUGAUCAACAUUUUAUAAUGUUAACGUUUCAUUGCGUACAUCGCUUUAUGUGCGCCAGUUUAAGGAGUUUUAUACAGGACAGUGUAUGAAUCCAUGUUACUAUCCCCUUUCUCUGAGUGACGAUAACUGCUCAGCGGGUCGUGUGCACAACCACAAGGAACAUUCAGCGGACACGUUGUCCAAAGGAACAAUUCGUGGCUAACCACAGCUUUUUCACCAUUUGGAUUGGUAGUGAAAUAAAAGUCAGCUCCUGAUUGUUUUAUCUUUACUUAAACCCAGUCAUCUUGGUUACACAUACUGGUCCGGCCAGUACAGUUAUC